This is a messenger RNA of Drosophila ficusphila, 1829 nucleotides long. RefSeq names its product MTOR-associated protein MEAK7. The record is from RefSeq and is a predicted model, not a curated record. NCBI's taxonomy places the organism in Eukaryota, Metazoa, Arthropoda, Insecta, Diptera, Drosophilidae. Bases 135 to 1481 code for a protein of 448 amino acids. The transcript is spliced from 7 exons.
ACUCCGGCCGUUUGUUUUCAAUCGGGUUUGUUUUUUUUUUCAAUUAAAACUCGGCGAUCGCAAGAAGCAGCAGCUGCAUUUGUUUACCAACCGCUGUCGUAAAGUCACCCGGAAAAUAUAACGGUCUGAGGGAAAUGGGAAAUGCGAGCGGCAAGCGGGAGACGGAUAAUCUCUACACGUCGGAGGAGCUUCGCAUGCUGGAUUUGGCCUACAAAAACGCUUCUGGCGGAGCUCUAGAGAAGUUGACCCAAGACAGAUUGGUGGAAACUUGGUCGCAAACCAUCGAACGCUCACUGGCCGAAAGUACGGCUCAGUAUCUAUUUGCACCCACGAAGCCUGGUCAGCAAUGUGUCAACAUACCGCUGAGGAAGUUCGGGGAGCCCUACUACAUCAUGGAGCGAGGAUCCUUUGACCAGAAGCUCCAAAUGCUCCUGGGAUCGUUGGAAAGAACUGGAAACGACACCUUCAACAGCAAGCAAUUGGAGCAAUACAUCUAUUCGGUGAUUAAGAGCUAUGUGCACUUGGAGAGCACUGCCAAAAACUCAUCCAUUAAGGACUGGCAGGAUAUGGGCUUCAAUACCACAGAGCGGUCGGCAGCCACUUUUGCCAAGGGCCUGAUGCGAAAUCUUGGCAAGGAACUGGAGCACACAAUGCCCAAUGAAGCCUUGGAACGGUGGUUGCAUGUCACUCCGCAGUUUUUGCAGCUCUGGCGGGAGGUCUUCAGUCAGCUAUAUUGUCGCCAUGGUGGCAGCAAACGCAACAUAAUCAAGGAAAUGGAAAUUCCAAUUCUGCCCGAGUUGUGUGAUGCUCCCCAAAACAGUCACUAUCGCCCAAUCAUCGAACUUCCGCACGUCCUGUAUAUUAAUGCUCAAUUGCCCCGAGAGCAUCGUCACAAAUGGCGCUUCCUCUUCUCAUCGAAAAUCAACGGGGAAAGCUUCUCGACGAUGCUGGGAAAAGUUCUGGACAAAGGACCCACGCUGUUCUUCAUCGAGGACGAGGAUCAAUACAUAUUCGGCGGCUAUGCGUCCGAGACGUGGUCAGUGAAACCACAAUUUGGGGGCGAUGACAGCUCAUUGCUCUACACCUUAAGCCCAGCCAUGCGGUGCUUUUCGGCCACAACUUAUAACGAUCACUAUCAGUAUUUGAAUUUGAAUCAGCAGACUAUGCCGAAUGGUCUGGGCAUGGGCGGUCAGUUUGAUUUCUGGGGCCUUUGGAUUGACUGCAGUUUCGGAGAUGGACAGAGCGUUGAAAGCUGCACCACAUAUCGAGAUUAUGUGCAGUUGAGUAAACGCAAACAAUUCAAAAUUCGCAACAUGGAAGUCUGGGCCGUGGGCGAUUUACCCGUAAAAGAAGAUGAUGAAGAAGGCAACGGUCAGAAACGUUCGGUUUUGGAUGGCAAUUUGGAAGACCGUGCGAUGCUAGAAAUCGCCGGCAAGAAAAUGCACUCUGAUGGUUUACGCGAACCCGGCAUGGAUGAUUGAUAUUAUAUGAAACUAUUAAGAGGAAAAGCUUGGUUUUAUCACGUUCAAGAAUUUAUAAGACCAUGCCCGUUUUGGGUGUGCAGUUAAUAAUUCGAUUCUCUUUCCUUUAGCCUUAUUGCAAAAACCCUAUCGAACACACAAAAAAGUCCUGCGAACAAGAAAGUAUUUGUUCAAUCCAUUCCUAUAAACGUUUUUGUUUAGCUAUUAAUGUUUAUAUAUAUACAAUGUAUAAUGGAUAUAGUUUAUGUAAUACUGAGAGUAUUGUUGUUGCGUUGUAGAUCUAAAAGUGUGAAAAUGAAAUCAUUUAAAUGGUAAAACAAACAAGCAAACAAAAUAAGCAAUGUUAAA